UACUGUGUGGAUAGAGCUGAAAUCAUAUCUGAAGUCAGAAAUAACAUCUACUAAUUCUAACUCUGCAAAGGAAUGUCUAUACAGGUAUCUUUUACUUUGAACUAUUGAUCAAGUUACUAAUACCUUGUGAUAGUGGAAGUGUCUUGCUUACAAUUUUGUAAGUAAGCUGCAGCGGGUUCCAUCAGACAAAACCAUCACUUCAUCAACUAGAUACUUUUCCCUACAACCAUCAAAAGAUUUCAUAAUGUCUACAAGACGAUCAGCUCGUUUAAGCGCACUUUCUCUCGUCAUUGAAAAUGCAUCUGAAACUGUACCGACUUCUUCUGUGGCAAAAGGUGCCAAGGCUAUACAUGAAGUUAGCCCAGUAGGAUCUAAGGUUAAAAUCAGCAGGACGAGAAAGACUGCACUGCCAGAAGCUACGGCUUCUUCAGCAUCUACCAAAUUGCCAAAGCCCAAGACGACAAAGGCAAUAUCUCCAAAAGAAUCCGAAUCUUCCUUGCCCGCAAUAAUUCCAAAUCUCAAGAAGAGGAAAGCCGCUUCAAAAGAAUCCUACGAUUCUCCAUCCACCGAAAAUGAAAACCCAUCAACCCCAAAGAAGAGAAGUGCUACUUAUAAUCCGCUUCCUCCAGUGACCCCAACGCCAGCAGUCAUUGCAUCCAUGUCCAGUCCUUAUAGAGUCAUUGACGAUAGUUUGCAUCCACCUCCCGCUGAUCGUCUCGCCGUUCUCAAUGGCACAAAUGCUCCAUUAGUAACACCCGAAACUCACCGACUCCUUGCCAAUAAAGCUAUGGAUGAAGUAUCUCCAUCAAAACCACCUGCUGUCAAAAUAUCAACAUCAGAUAUUUUAGACAAAGCUUUAGAACACUUGAUCAAAGUUGAACCCAAGUUAAAGCCAGUUAUCGAGAAGCAUCCAUGUCGGGUAUUUUCUGCUGAGGGAUUAGCUGAGGAGAUUGAACCAUUCAGGGCGUUAGUCAGUGGAAUCAUAUCGCAGCAGGUAGGAAAUUUGUUAAAAAUAACUGAAUUUUUUCUUUGGAUAUACAUAAAUUUGACAUCAAAAUCAGGUUUCCGGUGCGGCAGCCAAAUCAAUAAAAGCUAAAUUUGUUGCUCUUUUCAACCCACCUGAUUCAGAUCCAUCUACUCACACAUUUCCGAACCCUUCUGCCAUUUUAGCUAGUGAUUUAGCACUUCGUGAGUACGGAUUUCACUAAUCAUUUAUCUCUAAGGCCCAGAUUUCCCAUCUUCAUACCUUUCAAUUCCCCUUCCAUUUCUCCCUUCUCACUAAAACACCUAGUCCGCACCGCCGGUCUCUCUCAGCGAAAAGCAGAAUAUAUUUCCGGCCUCGCCCUCAAAUUCACAAACGGGGAACUAACCACUCAAUUCCUCCUCACCGCCUCCUAUGAAGAAGUUCUCGCCUCCUUAAUCCAAGUGCGAGGUCUCGGCAAAUGGAGCGUCGAAAUGUUCGCCUGUUUUGCCCUCAAACGUCUAGAUGUUUUCAGUACUGGGGACUUAGGGGUUCAAAGAGGAAUGGCGGCUCUACUUGGAAAGGAUGUGGAGAAAUUGAAGAGGGCUGGGAGGGGCGCGAAAGGGGGAGGAAAGUGGAAAUAUAUGGGAGAAAAGGAAAUGGAGGAAAUGGCAGAGAAGUUUAGUCCUUAUAGGUGGGUUUUUUCAAUGAUUUUCCUCGUUGAUUUUUGCUUUGAAACUCUAGAGUGUCUAAAGCCUCCCGCGUUGCUUCAUAUGAAUUCAGAUAUUCUUACUACUAUGCUUUGAGGCGUCUCACACUGUCACUCGCUUAUCUGAUAGUUCAGAUGCUAGGUUUCUACUCGAAUUUUUCCUUCUUCUUAUUACCCUCUUUACUCUAUCUACUAUAUUCAUUCUCGCCUUUAUUUCAUAUCCAUGCAUGAAUAUCCUCACUCUGAUGUAAACAAAAAUUCAUCAACACCAUCCUUUUGGUUUCCCUUUCCCUUCCCCUCAUGAUUUUGCUUGCGAAUAACAUCACUCGAAACCAAAACCAAGCCCAACCCUACAUUACAAAAAGCUAACACCACUACCAGAAGUAUCUUCAUGUGGUAUAUGUGGAGGGUAGAAGAUACAGAUAUCACCACGCUUGAGGAAUAUUCUUGAUAUUUGAAAGAUAUAUACCACUACAUAACAUAUGAACGAAUAAUACAAAGAGGAGAUGAAAUAGACAGAGGCAGAGGCAGAGAAAUGGGACAUGGGACAUGGAAUAUGAAGAGAAAACGAAUAAAUGGUGCUUAUAGUAGAUAAGUUACAGGUUAUGGGUUAUGAAAUAAGGAUACAGGACUCAAGAAACAGGAUCAGGAACAGUCAUAUACUUACCAGAUAUCCGACACAUAUAUCGCGAGGCUUUCACUAUAACCUAAUUAUUUUAAAUAAUUACAUGUAAUUAACAAUUUGUUUCCAUAACG
Molecule: messenger RNA, 2426 nt
Organism: Sclerotinia trifoliorum
Lineage: Eukaryota; Fungi; Ascomycota; Leotiomycetes; Helotiales; Sclerotiniaceae
Source: the annotation of a GenBank genome assembly